CAUUUCUACAUUUCCAAAACUAUUCAUUGCUUCACAGACCACCAUAGAUCCUGACUGAAGACUGAUCCUGAUUCUUCGCUCCCUCCAGAUUUCAGGCUGUAUCAAUGGAGUCUCUCUCAGUGUCAAUCAACAGCUUCACUCUGGACCUUUACAAAAAGCUGAAUGAAACUUCCAGAGGCCAAAACAUUUUCUUUUCUCCUUGGAGUAUUGCAACUGCUCUUGCCAUGGUCUACCUGGGUGCAAAAGGUGACACUGCAACCCAGAUGGCUGAGGUUCUUCAUUUUAACCAGACUGCAAGAGAAGGAAGUUCAUCUGGGAAAACAAGGCCUUCUCUGGGGAGUCCAAAGAGAAGAAAAAUGGAUCCUGAGCGCAAGCAAGCUGAAAACGUCCACUCUGGCUUCAAAGAGCUCCUGUCUGCCAUCAACAAACCCAGAAGUACCUACUUGCUGAAGAGUGCCAACCGACUGUAUGAGGAAAAGACCUACUCAUUACUGCCUAAAUUCUUACAGCUCGUUACAAGCUACUACAAUGCAAAGCCACAAGCUGUAAACUUUAAGACAGCUGCAGAGCAAGCCAGAGCACAAAUCAAUAUUUGGGUUGAAAAUGAAACUGAGAGGAAAAUACAGGGUCUGCUGCCUGCAGGAUCUCUCAAUUCUCGCACUGUGUUGGUCUUAGUAAAUGCCAUUUAUUUCAGAGGAAAUUGGGAAAAGAAAUUUCUGGAGAAAAAUACUUCUGAGACACCCUUCAGACUGAGCAAGACCAAGACUAACCCGGUACAGAUGAUGUUUCUGAGAGAUACGUUUUUGAUACUCCAUGAAACAACCAUGAAAUUCAAAAUCAUUGAGCUGCCAUAUGUGGAAAAUGAACUUAGCAUGUUCAUCCUCCUACCAGAUGACAUCAAUGACAACACUACUGGUCUGGAACUGCUGGAAAGCGAGCUGACCUAUGAGAAAUUGGCGGAAUGGACCAAAUCAGCCAAUAUGGUGAAAGCUGAAGUGGAUCUGUACCUGCCCAAGUUGAAGGUGGAAGAGAAUUAUGACCUUAAAUCCACGUUGAGCAGCAUGGGGAUACGAAAUGCUUUUGAACCAGUUCAGGCUGAUUUUACGGGGAUGUCUGUGAAGAAAGAUCUUUUCAUCUCAAAAGUUAUUCACAAAGCUUUUGUAGAGGUCAAUGAAGAAGGUACUGAGGCAGCAGCUGCCACAGGUGUCCUGGUGCUGAGAUCAAAAGCACCAACACUGACUUUUAAAGCUGACCACCCUUUUCUCUUCUUCAUCAGACACAACAAAUCACAAACCAUUCUCUUCUUUGGCAGACUCUGCUCACCCUAUGCAGUCAUUGUGUAUCAUGUACAAAAAUGCUCUGAUGAGAAGGGCAAUAAAAUGGAACUGAAAUGGACUUUGAUACUACAACAGGAAAUUACAGUAAUCAUCAUGCUGACCAAAACCAUGGAUAGCCUCCGUGCAGCAAAUACCACUUUUGCACUCGACCUCUUAAGAAAGCUGUGUGAGAACAGAAGCGGGCAGAAUCUGUUCUUCUCUCCAUUUAGUAUUUCUUCUGCAUUGUCUAUGGUUUUGCUGGGUUCAAAAGGUAACACUGAAGCCCAAAUAGUAAAGGUGCUUUCUCUGAAAAAAGCUGAGGAUGCUCACAAUGGGUAUCAAUCAUUUCUCUCUGAAAUUAACAAUCCAAACACCAAAUAUAUACUGAGAACUGCUAACAGACUUUAUGGAGAAAAGACGUUUGAGUUUCUCUCAUCAUUUGUAGAGUUGAGUCAGAAAUCCUACCAUGCUGGACUAGAGCAGACUGACUUCAUGCGUGCUUGGGAGGAUUCCAGAAAACAAAUAAAUGGCUGGGUAGAGGAAAGGACUGAAGGUAAAAUUCAGAACCUGUUGGCAGAGGGCAUUCUUGAUUCACUGACCAGACUUGUUUUGGUGAAUGCCAUCUAUUUCAAAGGCAACUGGGCAAAGCAGUUUGACAAAGAGAGGACAGCAGAAGUGCCCUUUCACAUUAACAAGGAAGAGACCAGACCUGUGCAGAUGAUGUGCAGGAAGGAUAAGUUUAACAUAGCCUAUAUUUGCGACUUGCAGACCAAAGUCCUUGAGCUCCCUUAUGUUGGUAAUGAACUCAGCAUGAUUAUCCUACUCCCUGAUGCAACUCAGGAUGGAUCCACUGGCUUGGAAAGUCUGGAAAGAGAACUUACAUAUGAGAAGCUGAUAGAUUGGCUUAAUCCAGAAGCGAUGGAAUCUACAGAGGUGAAGGUGUAUUUACCCAGAUUUAAACUGGAAGAAAAUUAUUAUCUGAAACCCCUCCUGAGCAGCAUGGGAAUGCCCGAUGCGUUUGACUUGGGGAAGGCAGACUUCUCGGGGAUUUCAGCUGGCAACGAGCUGGUGCUUUCUGAAGUGGUUCACAAGUCCUUUGUGGAAGUCAAUGAAGAAGGCACUGAAGCAGCAGCUGCCACGGCAGGAGUGAUGAUGAUGCGCUGCGCGAUGAUCGUUGAAGAAUUCAUUGCGGAUCAUCCCUUCCUCUUCUUCAUCCGGCACAACAAAACUUCCACCAUUUUGUUCUGUGGGAGAUUUUGUUCUCCCUAAAAAGGAGAUGUCUUGGCUGCCAUUGCACAGUAACUUUCUGUUUCUUUGGAAUAGGGCUACUCUUUUUGCCCUAAUUGUCUCUUUCAGCUGUGCCUCAAUCCCAUUCUGUGGUUUUCAUCUCAGGCUUGAUAGAAUAACAGCUACUUGGAUACACAGAGCCACUGCCAUCUAAAUCAACUCUUAGCCUGUGCGCCUGAGUGCAGAGAUGUCUUAACUUCUUGCUGCCACAAGAAACAUCCCACUGGCUGAGCCAGUGCUUCAUCUCUCCUUGCAGUUCUCAUUUCGGCUUUACUUUCUGUGGCCCCCUGGCAGAGAGUUGUGCAGUGACCUCCCACUGGAAAAGACGGUGUUAAUUUGGUUCUGACAAGGCUGGAGUGUGUCUUCAGCUCCCCUCCCCCUUUUUCCUCCCAUCCCAUCUUUUUUUUUUUCUUUUCCUUCCAGACUCAUCCAUUUAAUCUCUUGAUACAUUCUCUAGAGAUGAAAGGAGCCUUUGGCAGCCUGUUCCAAGUGUUGCUAAGCAUCCUGAUGAGACAGGGUUUUUGGUAAUAACUGGACAAGCACUUAGGCAAGAAUGGGAAUAAAAAUAUGGCUUUGCACCAAGUGUCCUUGUAGUGUAAUCACGGAGUGAGAAUUGUUUUAUCAGCACAGGACACCUGAGUUUAUUACCUAUCACAUGGUUCUAGUCCUUUAAAGAAGAACGUAAUGAAAAAGCAUAUGGUGCCUAUGCAAUAUUUAAAUAACAAAUACUUUCUGCUAUUAUUAUAAAUUUUUCCUGUUCAUUGUUUCUUAAACAUUUUAAUGCAACUGUAUAAUACCAAAGAUACAGCUGACAUAGCCUUCCUAGUACAGUGAUUAAUUUGUUUUGCUGUUUCUAUUCCUAAAAUAAUAAAAGAAGUUGAAGUGCUGCAAGACUUU
Molecule: messenger RNA, 3500 nt
Organism: Strigops habroptila (Kakapo)
Lineage: Eukaryota; Metazoa; Chordata; Aves; Psittaciformes; Psittacidae
Exons: 16
Coding region: 105-2585 (826 amino acids)
Biological process (GO): negative regulation of endopeptidase activity
Cellular component (GO): cytoplasm
Molecular function (GO): serine-type endopeptidase inhibitor activity
Source: RefSeq, a predicted model, not a curated record